GGCAGCUCGCAGCGUCCGGCGGACGAAGGCUGCAGCAGCAGGCUUACCUGUGACAGGUGCUGGCGUGGCCAGGGUGCGGGAAGAUGCUGCGCGAGCGGACAGUGCGGCUGCAGUUCGGGAGCCGCAUUGAGGCGGUAUACGUGCUGGGCACGCAGCUCUGGACCGAUGUCUACAGCGCGGCCCCAGCCGGGGCCAGAAUCUUCAGCCUGAAGCAUUCAGAGCAUGUCUGGGUAGAGGUGGUACAUGACGGGGAGGCCGAGGAGGUGGCCACCAACGGCAAACAGCGCUGGGCUCUCUCACCCAGCACCACACUGCGGCUCACCAUGAGCCAGGCUAGCACCGAGGCCAACAGCGACAAGGUCACCGUCAACUACUAUGAGGAGGAGGGCAGUGCACCCAUUGACCAGGCUGGACUCUUCCUCACGGCCAUUGAGAUCUCCCUGGAUGUGGAUGCAGACCGGGACGGCGUGGUAGAGAAGAACAACCCAAAGAAGGCAUCCUGGACCUGGGGUCCUGAGGGCCAGGGAGCCAUCCUGCUGGUGAACUGUGACCAAGACACGCCCUGGCUGCCCAAGGAGGACUGCAGUGACGAGAAGGUCUACAGCAAGCAAGACCUCAAGGACAUGUCCCAGAUGAUCCUGCACACCAAGGGCCCCGACCGCCUGCCUGCAGGAUACGAGAUGGUUCUCUACAUUUCCAUGUCAGACUCGGACAAAGUGGGCGUGUUCUACGUGGAGAAUCCGUUCUUCGGGGAGCGCUACAUCCACAUCCUGGGCCGGAAGAAGCUCUACCAUGUGGUCAAGUACAUGGGUGGCUCCGCGGAGCUUCUGUUCUUUGUGGAAGGCCUCCGCUUCCCCGACGAGGGCUUCUCAGGCCUGGUCUCCAUCCACGUCAGCCUGCUAGAGUACAUGGAUGAGGGGAUUCCCCUGACACCCAUCUUCACAGACACCGUGACGUUCCGAAUUGCACCGUGGAUCAUGACGCCCAACAUCCUGCCUCCCGUGUCAGUGUUUGUGUGCUGCAUGAAGGACAACUACCUGUUCCUGAAGGAGGUAAAGAACCUAGUGGAGAAAACCAACUGCGAGCUGAAGGUCUGCUUCCAGUACAUGAACCGAGGAGACCGCUGGAUCCAGGAUGAAGUUGAGUUUGGCUACAUCGAGGCCCCCCACAAAGGCUUCCCUGUGGUGCUGGACUCCCCCCGAGAUGGGAACCUCAAGGACUUCCCCAUAAAACAGCUCCUGGGCCCAGAUUUCGGCUACGUGACCCGGGAGCCUCUCUUUGAGUCCGUCACCAGCCUUGAUUCCUUUGGGAACCUGGAGGUCAGCCCCCCGGUGACUGUGAAUGGCAAGACAUACCCCCUUGGCCGGAUCCUCAUUGGGAGCAGCUUCCCUCUGUCUGGCGGGCGGCGGAUGACCAAGGUGGUGCGAGACUUCCUGGCAGCCCAGCAGGUGCAGGCACCUGUGGAGCUCUACUCGGACUGGCUAACCGUGGGUCACGUGGACGAGUUCAUGACCUUCGUCCCCAUCCCAGGCAAAAAGGAAUUCCGGCUGCUCAUGGCCAGCACUGCGGCCUGCUACAAGCUCUUCCAAGAGAAGCAAAAGGAGGGCCAUGGGGAAGCCAUCAUGUUCAAGGGCCUGGGGGGGAUGAGCAGCAAGCGGAUCACCAUCAACAAGAUCCUGUCCAAUGAGAGCCUUGUGAAGGAGAACCACUACUUCCAGCGCUGUCUAGACUGGAACCGCGACAUCCUCAAGAGGGAGCUGGGGCUGACGGAGCAGGACAUCAUCGACCUGCCCGCUCUGUUCAAGAUGCACGAGGGCCGCCAGGCCAUAGCCUUCUUCCCAAACAUGGUGAACAUGAUCGUGUUGGACAAGGACCUGGGCAUCCCCAAGCCUUUUGGGCCCCAGGUGGAGGAGGAAUGCUGUCUGGAGAUGCACAUGCGUAGCCUCCUGGAGCCCCUGGGCUUCUGCUGCACCUUCAUCGACGACAUUUCCGCCUACCACAAAUUCCUGGGGGAGGUGCACUGCGGCACUAAUGUCCGCAGGAAGCCCUUCACCUUCAAGUGGUGGCACAUGGUGCCCUGACCUGUGGGCUCCAUGCUUCCCUCUGCCCCUGAGUUAUCCGGGCCCUUCCCCUGCCUGAGCUGGACUGAGUAACACUGCUGGGAGACUUUUGGGGAGUAGGGUGGAAUUUGGGGCAACUGUGCCUUGUCCUCCCUGGGAAGGACCUGUGUUACCUCCAGUGAGCUUCAGCUCUGUUCCUCCUGAAAAUAGCUGGCUGUGUGGCUGGCGUCUGCAGAGCCCUGACAUGAGAGACAAAACAAAACCCAAAAAUCGUGUAUCCAAACCAUUCCCCAAGAAUCCUUAGUCUCUAUUCCAAACUGGAGUGGUGUUGGGGGAGGAGAAGGAAAUCUGGGGUCACUGUUUCUUCCAACAGCCAGACCCUAAAGCUCAAGGUUGGUCAUGUGGAAAGGGACCCUAGCACCCCAGGCAGACUUGAAGUGCAAUCAUUUUAAAUUCACUGCCGCCUCAAACUGUUCAUUCCUCACCACCUCUCAACCCUCCUGACUUUCUGCAGUGUAGAUACCCUGGGUUAGCCCUCCCCACUCCCUGUGGGUCCAAUAAUCCAGUGUAGAACCUUCCCUGGAAACCAAUGUUCUCAGAGCAGGCUUCUGCCCCAGAGGCUUGGGGGCUCUCUCCCCAGACCAGCACCCAUGUGCCUGAGCUCAGCUGUAAAGCUGCCCGGGUCAACUCUAUCCAUCUUCUCUUGCCUGGUCCUCAAUUCUUCCACAGCCCCGACCUCCCUCCUCCCAUGCCUCAAUGUCCACCCUUCUAGUACUUGAUACCAUCUCUCCAGGCAGCUAAACAAGGGCUUCUUCACCACCAACCAGAUCCGGAGCUUCCCCAGGGCAGGAGAAAACUGCCCCUCCUCCUAGACAUCAGCCCCAACACUUACAGACCUUGGCCUGACCUCCAGCCCCAGCGCCACUUCCUGCCCCAGAAAUGGAUUGAUCAUCCUGUUAAAAUUCACCAGUCCAUUUGUCAAAGACCCUCCCAUUUGGACAUAGCCACAUUCAUCCCCUGGCUCCACUUGAAGAGUCAGCUUCAACUAAAAAAUAAAGUUCCUUUAGGGCCAGGAAAAUAAGUAAAUUGUAAUUCCACUUUGCAGGCUCAAAAAGAACCAUUGUAUAACCAAUGAAGGUUAUAAAUGUGUAUUCUUGGGAGAAUAGGAUUUCAUUCCUGAUUAUUUCAUUCACCAUCCAAUAAACAUUUGCUGCAUGCUUACUAAGCAACAGGUGUGUCGGGCUCUGAGAAUAGUGGUUAGUAGCAAAGUGGACCUGGAGCCAGGCAGUCCCCACAUGCAAAGCCACGUGGACUGGCCAGCCUUUGCCCUGAUAGUGAUAACAGAUUCAGGGAUAACAGCUCUCUAGAUUCAGGAAGCGCCCAGGGUACAAAUCUUCCUGCAAGUCACUGACAAGUGUGUUUCUCAGCCAGGUGGGCCAGAACCACCUGUCAGACCAGACCCCGGAGCCUCAGAAGCUGUUGUCCCCCUCUCUGGGAAUGCUCCUGCGUUAGGGGGCUAAAGCCCCAGAUCUCUCAGCCUAUCUGAGGGUGUUUCUCUGGAGACUUCGUGUGUGUCUCAUGUGUGUUUGGUUACUGUGGGUUUGUGGACUUGCUUUUAUUUUUAUCUAAUCUAAUUAAGGGGAAGUGAGCACCUCCCACAUGGAGGCAGUGUGCCUCUGUCAAUUUUCCUAAUGCUCUCCCUGCCAUGAGUCAGUCAUUCUGAGGUUUCUGGAGCCCCAGGACUCAGAAAGUGCCCCUCCCCUUGCUCUCGCCACCCCAGUGUGAUACCCUUAGUGUAGACAGACCCCAUGGACUCACUGCUCUUCCCUGACCCUAUCUAUAAAUGUAGGCCUAGAACAUGCUUCUGGGUUGCAAAACCCAGCAAAGUUCCUGUUUCAGUCUUGAUUUUGAAAUAUUCUAUGCAAGUGGGCAGGGGGGACCGUGAAGAUGGUAAGAGCUGGGCAGUCUCCACCUUCUUGAAAAGAGGCCAUGAUGGAGAUCAAAAGGUGUUUGGGGAAGACCCUGACUAAACAGCAAUCAAAUAAACAGUCCAAGGGGAA
Molecule: messenger RNA, 4120 nt
Organism: Heterocephalus glaber (naked mole-rat)
Lineage: Eukaryota; Metazoa; Chordata; Mammalia; Rodentia; Bathyergidae
Gene: Padi2
Product: peptidyl arginine deiminase 2
Biological process (GO): chromatin remodeling
Cellular component (GO): nucleus; cytoplasm
Molecular function (GO): calcium ion binding; histone arginine deiminase activity
Source: RefSeq, a predicted model, not a curated record